Messenger RNA from Gongylonema pulchrum, 354 nucleotides. Lineage: Eukaryota; Metazoa; Nematoda; Chromadorea; Rhabditida; Gongylonematidae. The record is from the annotation of a GenBank genome assembly.
AUGCUCUCCUGCGUGGUCAUUUCCAGGCAUGCACCUCAGCUUGCCUGGUGCAAAUACGUCCACGACGUUCUUGCAUGCCGAUCUCGACGACGACUUCUGCUGUUAUGUGUCAUUGGCAAAAUGAUAUAUAGUCCUGGAAUGGGUCAGGAAACUUCAUUUGAUAUUGGUAAGUGCAUUGUUACCGGUGUACUGCUUUACGAGAUGGUAGCUGCUCGCUACGCACACUUGCUUUGUCAGCGCGUUGCCUUGCCGCUACAGUGCUUACAGCUAGGAAGACUUCUGCCGCUCUACGUCUCUCUUGCUCGCCUUCCAUGUCCCGGAAAGAGGUGUUGUCCAGCAAAAGGAUACUUGUAA